GGUAGCUAUGCAACAUAACGGUUUCCGGCUGCCGUAAAACUUCCGAAGAAGAAGAAGGAUGUGUUGUUGCUGUAGCUCCUGUAGCUAGAUGUCAGCAGUUGGCAAGGCGAGAGGAUAUAGUGGUUAUGUGUUACUUGAAAAGUCUUCAUCAAGUAAAGAAAUGAAGAAGAGGUUUAACAUCAACCUGGACGACUCUGCUUUCGCCAAAGAAAGAACACCACUAACGCCUCACUUUCAACCUUCAUCAUCCAAAGGAGGACAAAACGCCUCAUCUUCAUCUUCAUCUUCAGCAAAGCCUGCUGCUGAGCCCCUGGACCAGCCCUUCUCCUAUGCAGAAUACAUUGUGCAAAGUAAAAGCAAUGUGGCUGCUCCUAUUCACAGAGAGGGUCCCUCCAAACAACUCAGGACUGAAGGUGCUGGAGCUACCAGUCUGAAGCAAAGUGAGUCAGAUUCAGGGUCAUCUGCACCAGCAGGAGGAGGGUGUGAAACAGGUCAGGAGGACUGUGCUAAUGGGACUGAAGGUGGAUCUGAAGGGGGGAAGAAGAGCGAGGAGACACAAGUGGCUGGCACACACCAAAAAGAGGGGAACUGUCAUGGUGCAGAUCCAAGCCUUAGUCUGGGUCCAAAACCAGUGGGGUCUGGGAGCAGCAUUAUAGUCAGUCCUCGACAGAGGGGAAAUCCCAUCCUGAAGUUUGUGAGGAGUGUCCCCUGGGAGUUUGGAGAUGUUGUACCAGACUACGUCUUGGGACUGACGACUUGUGCUCUCUUCCUCAGUCUGAGGUAUCACAAUCUCAAUCCAAACUACAUCCACGACCGUCUCAAACAGCUUGGACAGACUUUCACCCUGCGAGUGUUACUAGUACAAGUAGAUGUGAAAGAUCCUCAUCAUACGCUGAAGGAGCUGGCUCGCAUCUGCAUCAUGGCUGACUGCACACUCAUCUUGGCUUGGAGUUCAGAGGAGGCAGGACGUUACCUGGAAACGUAUAAGUCAUAUGAAAAGAAACCAGCAGACGUACUGAAGGAGCAAGUUGAAAAGAACUAUCUGUCAAAGGUUACGGAUUGCCUGACCACUGUGAAGUCCAUUAACAAGACUGAUGCCAUUACUUUGCUGUCCACUUUCUCAUCUGUAGAAGGAAUCAUCAAUGCCUCUAAGGAAGACUUGGUUCUCUGUCCAGGCCUUGGACCACAAAAAGCACGACGACUCCAUGAUGUGCUACAUAAGCCCUUCCUCAAGUCAAAGACAAAAGAUAGCUGAAACAUUUGACAUGCUCCUGAGAAGAACUGUAUAAAGUUGGUCGUCAUGUUGAGCAGCAUGCAAACACACAUACGCUUCAGAGGACUGAAAUAAAUACUAUAAACGCUCUUGAUUUACUGAGGUGAAGAAAGAAAUGCGACUCUUCUGAGACUGAGAAUCAACCAGGGGUGUUUUAACUCUAGCUGUUAGACACUGAUUAUGUACUUUAUUGAGUUAUGGUUUGAUAUCAUGUCAAUGAUAUGUUUAUUGUUGAAUACAUUUAAUGAAAAUAAAUAUUUUUGUAUUUUUGUA
Molecule: messenger RNA, 1546 nt
Organism: Sebastes umbrosus (honeycomb rockfish)
Lineage: Eukaryota; Metazoa; Chordata; Actinopteri; Perciformes; Sebastidae
Gene: ercc1
Product: excision repair cross-complementation group 1
Exons: 9
Coding region: 89-1255 (388 amino acids)
Biological process (GO): UV-damage excision repair; nucleotide-excision repair; meiotic mismatch repair
Cellular component (GO): nucleotide-excision repair factor 1 complex; ERCC4-ERCC1 complex; nucleus
Molecular function (GO): single-stranded DNA binding; damaged DNA binding
Source: RefSeq, a predicted model, not a curated record